Molecule: messenger RNA, 3380 nt
Organism: Conger conger (European conger)
Lineage: Eukaryota; Metazoa; Chordata; Actinopteri; Anguilliformes; Congridae
Gene: chrnb2
Product: cholinergic receptor, nicotinic, beta 2
Exons: 6
Coding region: 238-1836 (532 amino acids)
Biological process (GO): monoatomic ion transmembrane transport; nervous system process; signal transduction
Cellular component (GO): synapse; postsynaptic membrane; neuron projection
Molecular function (GO): transmembrane signaling receptor activity; acetylcholine-gated monoatomic cation-selective channel activity
Source: RefSeq, a predicted model, not a curated record
UCGCUUAGCACAACACGAGUACACUCGGCAUACCCGAAUUCUGUUGAGAGAUUUUACUCCUGCUACAGGGGAACGAAUGGUUCGACCAAGUAUAACUUAUGAAGCCAUGGCAUGCAUCGAAUAAAACGAAAAAAGGACACAUCGCUUCUGUCUAAAGCCGUUAUAUGCGGACAUCUAUAGAUACGCGCGACCAUUAAAUAUUUCACCCGCGGCGAAUGUGCACUCAUCUUCUUGGCGAUGGAUCCGUGGAUGCUGUUUUGCGUCCUCGCCAUUGUGAAAAGUAGCCUUGCGGCGGAUACCGAGGAGCGAUUGGUGGAGCACCUCCUCAACCCCGCCCAUUACAACAAACUGAUCCGCCCGGCGACCAAUGGCUCGGAGCUGGUGACGGUGCAGCUGAUGGUGUCCCUGGCCCAGCUGAUCAGUGUGAAUGAGAGGGAACAGGUCAUGACCACAAAUGUUUGGCUAACACAGGAGUGGCAGGACUAUCGGCUGACUUGGGUCCCGGAGGAGUUCGAUGGGAUGCUGAAGGUCAGACUGCCCUCCAAACACAUUUGGCUGCCCGAUGUGGUGCUGUACAACAAUGCUGAUGGGAUGUACGAGGUGUCCUUCUACUCCAACGCGGUGGUCUCGCACGACGGCAGCGUCUUCUGGCUCCCUCCCGCCAUCUACAAGAGCGCCUGCAAGAUCGAGGUCAAGCACUUCCCCUUCGACCAGCAGAACUGCACCCUCCGCUUCCGCUCCUGGACCUACGACCGCACCGAGAUCGACCUAGUCCUGAAGACCGACGUGGCCAGCAUGGACGACUUCACGCCCAGCGGCGAGUGGGACAUCAUCGCCCUGCCGGGCCGCCGAAACGAGAACCCGGCCGACACCACCUACGUGGACAUCACCUACGACUUCAUCAUCCGGCGCAAGCCCCUCUUCUACACCAUCAACCUCAUCAUCCCCUGCAUCCUCAUCACCUCGCUGGCCAUCCUGGUCUUCUACCUGCCCUCCGACUGCGGGGAGAAGAUGACCCUGUGCAUCUCCGUGCUGCUGGCCCUCACCGUCUUCCUGCUGCUCAUCUCCAAGAUCGUGCCGCCCACCUCGCUGGACGUCCCGUUGGUGGGGAAGUACCUGAUGUUCACCAUGGUGCUGGUGACCUUCUCCAUCGUCACCAGCGUGUGCGUGCUGAACGUGCACCACCGCUCCCCCACCACCCACACCAUGCCGCCCUGGGUGAAGCUGGUCUUCCUGGACAAGCUGCCCGCCCUGCUGUUCAUGCGGCAGCCCCGGAACAACUGCGAGCGGCAGAGGCUCCGUCACCGUCGCAGGGCCAAGGAGCAGCGGGACGGGGGGCGGCCGGGGGCCCGGGUGAUGGCGGGGCUGGGGCUGGCUGGGAUGGGCUUCCCCAAAGAGAGCCCCGACCCCUGCACCUGCUACGUCAACCGCGCCUCCGUCAAGCAGCUGGGGGGCGAGCUGGGGGGCGGCGGGGCCGGUUCCCCGGACGGACUGAACGGACUCAGGGAGGGUCGGGAAGGGGCACCCGCCCCCCUCCAGUCCUCCAGCCUGGCCCGGGGCAAGCAGCAGGGCCCCGCCCUCACACACGCCCUGCUGGGGCAGGCCGUCCCUGGGUUCGAGGAGGCAGUGGAAGGGGUGCGGUUCAUUGCCAACCACAUGAAGAGUGAGGACGACGACCGGAGUGUAAGCGAGGACUGGAAGUACGUUGCCAUGGUGAUCGACCGCCUUUUCCUUUGGAUUUUCAUCUUUGUCUGCGUCUUUGGCACUGUGGGCAUGUUCCUACAGCCUCUCUUCCAGAACUACACAGCCAAGACCAUCACCCACACACCCGGCUGACCAAUCAAUGCUUCCGGCCUCAUAGACGGAAAACUGCCCUCAGCCAAUCCAAAUCGGACUGGGGGACAACGGGACGAGGGAGAGACCUGCCGAAAGUGAUUUCUACUCAUCAUGAACCUGGCUUUAUUGACUGCCACGCCCAGCUAUGUUUAUAUAAACUUGCAAAAAUAGAAGACAGAAAGCAUACUGCUUUUGGGGAGUCCUCCCUUCCAAUCCCCACCUCUUCCUUUUUGAGAGACAGCAGCAUAAGCCAGUCAGGGAAAGAGGACACACCUGUUUACUUCAUUGACUGCUAUGCCAGCCAAUCACACUCAACUCUCGAAGCAGACAGGGAUAUGAAGACACCAACACAUUCCCUGCCCAAAUGCUACACACCUUGCAACAGCUUCAGGGGUCUCUUGAAUGACAACUGCACAUGCCAAUCAAAACAAUAGAGAAGGACAAACAUGCAUUUCAGUUUGUUUCUUGAGCCACCUCUCCAAAAAACUUCCAUUCUUUAUCAUAAUAUAACAUAACAUGGUAUAGCAUCAAGUAUAUUGUAGCAUUAGGACAUUUCUAUGUGUUAGCAUAUAAAGGGAUAUGUUCCUGUUAGGGAGAUAUUGCUAUGGUCAAAUAUUGUAUAGUAAUAUAAAAUAAACAGGAAUGUGAUGUUAAGUGAACAUCCACACGUACACAUACACACACACACACACACACAAACACAUGUGUAUACGUUGAGAAAGCCAUGGUGUUUGAACAAUGAGGUUUACAUUCUGCGACAGCAAUAAACGAAUAAGGAAUAAAUCUUGCAAAAACAUUAGUAGCAAGAUUUGUUUGUAAAUUCAGUAUGUGAGUAUGUGCAUGUGCACGUGUGGUUGUAUGCGUCUCUGUACAUCGGAACAGCCCGGCCUAGUCUUAAUCACUGGCAAUCUUCCAAAAGGAAACUUCACAGUUUGGAAUCGAGUCAUGCUCUGUUACUUUCGUUCAACAGAGUCGUAGUGCCAAGACGCCUGUGAGUAUUAAUAGCAUAAAUGAAUUAAGGGAUUAAAGGGAUGUUUUUGUCUAUACUAAGAGUUUUAAUCUUUGACAACACAAUUGAAUAGUUUGUCUGGUUGUCUUGUCUCAUGUGGCAGUACCUUAGGCCCUCUGUCCAGUGCCUCUGAAGAACAGGAGCGUCUGAGUGCAUUACUGCUGUGCAUCCAUGAGUCAUAUGGAGCACGGUCUUAUUUAGUCUUAUGUUGUUCAGCUGUUUAAAAAAAAAAAAAGGUUCCACCUGAAUAUACAUGAAUAUAUUUUAUAUAAAAUAAAUAUAUGAAUAUAUUUACUCCUCUCCUCCCCUCCCCUCAAAAUAUCUUAUAUAUAUGUUUCAUUCUCUCAAUCUCAUUGCCUUACUCUCAUUCACUCUUCAUUCCACUUUCCUUCCGUCUCUCCCUCUAUCCAUCUCUUCAUUCCAUCCUAUGUUGCUGCUGAGUUUCCCCGCCCGCCCCUCCUCUGUCAAAGAGGACCAGAGCUGCUCUGCCUCUCUCUAUAGUAUCAGUCUAAUAAAGACCAUAGGUUCAGUUCCA